Belonocnema kinseyi is the source of this 719-nucleotide messenger RNA. It is a transcript of the gene TpnC25D, whose product is annotated as troponin C. Bases 123 to 575 code for a protein of 150 amino acids. Lineage: Eukaryota; Metazoa; Arthropoda; Insecta; Hymenoptera; Cynipidae. The record is from RefSeq and is a predicted model, not a curated record. Gene Ontology annotation, molecular function: enzyme regulator activity; calcium ion binding. The transcript has 3 exons.
UCUAUUUUUGUGCGACACGUUUUCUAGCUGGUUUGCCGGUCCACGAGAACGUCUUUAUACAGGAGGAAGAGCUUUCAAGCUCCUCAGGUGUCUGCUGUCCGUCGUACGAAUCAUCUGUCACUAUGGAAGAAGACGAGCAAAAAACUGCAGUGAUGCGCAAAGCAUUCCAAAUGUUUGAUACGACGAAGAGCGGUUUCAUUGACACUCUCAAGAUCUCUACCGUCCUAAACACUAUGGGUCAAUUAUUUGAUGAUUCAGAAUUAAAUGCCAUGAUCGCAGAAAAUGACCCUGAUAAAACCGGAAAGGUCAAUUUUGAUGGAUUCUGCAGGAUCGCUGGUCCUUUCCUUGAGGAAGAAGAUGCGGAAGCGAUGCAGGAAGAACUAAAAGAAGCUUUCCGGCUUUAUGACAGAGAAGGAAACGGUUACAUUACAACUGCUACUUUAAAGGAAAUUUUAGCUGCCUUGGACGAUAAGCUUAACAACUCUGACCUUGAUGGAAUCAUCGCUGAAAUCGAUACUGAUGGUUCUGGUACUGUGGACUUUGAUGAGUUCAUGGAGAUGAUGACUGGAGAAUGAGACUUUUCAUUGGAUCACCAUCAAAAGGUUCUUCAAAGAUUUCUUCAAACCUCGAAAGACAUUCACAUUUUUCGAUGUUCCAUUUUCAAAAUCACAAACCUCCACAAGUUUAAAUUUAUUAAUAAAGUAUUUAUUACAUUUCAA